AUGGAGCGCAAACCUCAGAAGAGUUCAGGCAAACAAUUUACAUUCUAUUAUGAAAAUGAAGUCUGCAAACAAGAUUACUUUAUUAAAUCACCACCUCCUCAGCUUUUCUUCUCUGCAACCUCUUGGAAAAAGCGGUUUUUCAUUCUGUCAAAGACUGGGGAAAAGGACUUUAGUCUUUCGUAUUACAAAGACCAUCAUCAUCGAGGUUCUAUUGAAAUUGACCAAAAUUCCAGUGUAGAAGUUGGCAUCAGGAGCCAUGAAAAAAUGCAGUCUGUACAGAAGAUGUUUAAAUGUCAGCCUGAUGAAGUGAUGUCCAUCAAGACCACUAACAGAGAAUAUUUCCUCAUUGGCUAUGACAGGGAGAAGAUUAAAGACUGGGUCUCCUUCUUGUCAUCACUAUGCCGGCAUGUGAAAGCAGCGCACCAGAAUACGGAGGAGAAACUCUCAUCAGGUGAUAAAAGGCCCUCUUCAGACCCUCUCCUUGGACUUUUCCACAAGUCAGAGGCUGUCAGCACCACCAUGCCAAGAAACAGUCUUCCAGACAUGCGUUUAGUGAAAGAACAUCCUCCAGGACUCAGAGAAGCUCGUCUAUCGCAUGACUUCUCAUCAGAAAUCUCUCAAGAUUCAGAAGAAGAGAGCCAUUAUAUUAGUCCUCGGAGUAUUCUUUUAGAGCUGGAUAAUAUUAUUGCUGCCAAUGAUUCUGGGGAACUCACUGUCCCCAUUGGACCUCGUGGUCCAGACCAGGUCUCCAAGACAGCUGAGCGUCGUUACGUGUCAAUGAAAUCCUGUCUUCUCAAAGAGCUGUCCCUGGAGUCUGUUGAUGGCAAAGAGGAAUUUCAGCCCCUGGCAGAGAUCCAGAAUGGGGAGCUUCAUCAGCAAGAACAAGCCUUGGGAACUCACUUCUAUCUUCCACCUGCCAAUUCCGAAGCACGGACCACGAUUGACACAAAGCAGUCGGCCUCACUAACUGUUGUGCAACUGUCUAUAUUAAUCAAUAAUAUCAUGGAUGAAAGCCAAGUGCAGAAACUGAACGUGUUCCUUUCUCCUCCUGACAUCAAAAAUUAUCUUGUUCUCAAAGAAGCUGCAGGACAGAUAUGUGUGGCUCAGUGGGAUGCGCCCCCGCAUCUGGGAUGCUUGUUUUUUCAUGGAGAUCACCUUUUGGCCGUGAAUGACCUGACGCCCCAAAGCCUAGAGGAGGUCUCCUUGUUUCUCAGCCGGUCCAUCCAGAGGGAGAAAGUAAAACUCACCAUCGGUCGUAUCCCAAAUUCAGAGAAAUUUCACACAAGAGCCUGUACAUGCUCCUUAGAAGACCAAGGUGUUAAACCUUCUCAACUGGUUACAUCCUCACUGGAGAGGACACUGAAAAGGACUCCAGCCAUUAAAAAGGGUCAGCAGGAAAGAUCUGGAGAGUAAUGUGCUGGGGCCCACCUCCAUCAAGCCAGGACAGGCUUUGGACUUUGUGCUGGUCUCUGCCCCUCACCACUGUGUGACACCAGGCAGUCAGCACACCUCUGAAUUUUUCCAUCUGCAUCUUAACAAUGGAAAUAACCCUCCCCUCUCUGGCUUUUGCAUCAGGGAUGCUGAGAGGUCCAAAUGGAAUAAUGUCUAUGGAACCCAGUGA
Messenger RNA from Odocoileus virginianus texanus, 1621 nucleotides. RefSeq names its product pleckstrin homology domain containing S1 (gene PLEKHS1). The record is from RefSeq and is a predicted model, not a curated record. NCBI's taxonomy places the organism in Eukaryota, Metazoa, Chordata, Mammalia, Artiodactyla, Cervidae.